Messenger RNA from Medicago truncatula (barrel medic), 2132 nucleotides. Its product is annotated as protein terminal ear1 homolog. The record is from RefSeq and is a predicted model, not a curated record. The transcript has 5 exons. The coding region runs from base 222 to 1796 and encodes 524 amino acids. Gene Ontology annotation, molecular function: RNA binding. Lineage: Eukaryota; Viridiplantae; Streptophyta; Magnoliopsida; Fabales; Fabaceae.
AAUUUUUGAGGAAAACAGCCCACUCCCAUUCCCAUCUUCUUCAAUAUUGUCUGUACUUCUUCUGUCUCCAGUGUCCCUCUGUUUUUCUACUCACCUUUGACACAAUACCCACACUUUUUAAAGAGAGACAAAAAUCAGUGUUCUACUACUCUGUUUCUUUGUCUCUUAUUUCUUCUUCUUCUUCUUCUUCUUUUGUCUUGUUUAUUACACUCUUCAAUUCAAUGGGAGAAACCUUAAACCCUACUGCUCCAGAGUUUAAUCCAAACAGCUACAUUCCCAUUCCAGUCGCCGUCGGUAUUCCCUACCCCUAUCCACCCUACGCCGUCACACCGCCGCCGCACCUUUCCACAAUACCCACCCGCUCUAUUCUCCUCAGUCCCGCCCCUCCCACCCCUGAAACUGACCUCCGAAAAGACCUUUCAGCUUUCGGUGAAGUGAGAGCCGUUCAAACGGACUCAUUCCGUAACGGAGUCAUAACUGCUCAUUACUAUGAUCUUAGACACGCAGAGACGGCGUUUGCCGCUAUUCGGACUCAUCACGUCCUCUGCGCUGCCUAUUUCAACCCUCUAUCUUAUUCCCAAAUUUUCCCCACGCCACUACCUCCGCCGCCACCGGGUCUCGUCGCCGGUGCACCGCUGUGGGCCCAUUAUGUACUCUCCGAUGCUCAGAAUCAAGGAACCCUAGUUGUUUUCAACUUAGAUGACGACGUUUCUUCUGAUCAGCUGCAACAAGUUUUCGGAGCUUUUGGAGCAAUUAAGGAAGUGAGGGAUACACCAUGGAAGAAAAGGAAUCAAAGUUUUGUUGAGUUUUUCGACAUAAGAGAUGCUGAAAAAGCUUUGAAAGAAUUGAAUGGCAAAGAGAUUAAUGGAAAACCAAUUGCUAUUGAGUUUAGUAAACCAAAAUUAUUUCAUUCUGAACCCAAUGCUUAUAUCUCUAAUAAGCCUUUUAAUUACAACCUUAAUCCACCUCCUUCCCCGCGACGUCAUUUUGCUUCACAACCUCAUUCACCACAAUUAUCUCACAAGAGUUUGACAUUUAACCGGGUAAACCACAAUAGGAUUGGUUCAAUGGGUUCAUUGAAGGGUGAAGAGAGGUAUCCUUUUGUUAGAGUUCAAAGUAGAGAGAGUUUUGGGGAAAGUGCUUGGAGUUGGAAGGGGAAGUUAGCAAAGAGACAUGAAAAUCGUUUUCUAAUCAAAGAAGAUGCCAUUGUUGAAUCUGAUCCUAGAACCACUCUCAUGAUCAAAAACAUACCCAACAAAUACAGUCAGAAGUUACUGUUGAAUAUGCUGGACAACCACUGUGUACACUGCAAUGAGCAGCUAGGCGACGGCGAGCCUCUCUCCUCCUAUGACUUUGUGUAUCUUCCUAUAGAUUUUAAGAACAAAUGCAACGUGGGAUAUGGAUUCGUGAAUAUGACAUCUCCUGAGGCAACGCUAAGAUUCUACAAGGCCUUCCAGCACCAACAUUGGGAGGUCUUCAAUUCUAGAAAAAUUUGCCAACUCACAUACGCAAGAGUUCAGGGUUUGGAAUCGUUGAAAGAGCAUUUUAAGAACUCAAAGUUCCCGUGUGAGAUGGAGCAUUACCUGCCAGUGGUGUUUUCACCGCCUCGAGAUGGAAAACAAUUGACGGAGCCAAUUCCAGUGGCGGGGAACAUGCUACAAAUUGGUGCUGCUCCUUCUGUAGCUGAUGAGAUGGAAGGUCAAGAUCAUAGAGUAGGUAGUGGUGGCUGUGACGUGAUCAGCAGAAAAAGUGGCGGCAUAGGUGAUGAUGAUGAUGAUAAAACAGAUGUGAAGUGAAGUAAAGAAGCUGGGUGUGUAAUAGUGUACAUGAAUGUGCAUUAAUUUACCUAGCACAUCAAGAAUUAAAGGUGGUUGUUGAGCAACGAGCCACACUUGUGUUCUCUUUUCAUAGUGCUCUCUGCUCUGCUCACAAGACCCACCAUCUUUGAACCUCUUGCUGCUCGCUGCUCACUACCAAUUUCUUUAGUUUUUUCAUUUGUUUUCUUUAAUUUUUCAGUCUAGUUUCUUAUGUCCUUUUUAAAUUUAAUCUCUAGUCUAGUCUUAUAGAGGUCCUUGCACUUCAGAUGUACUAGUAUUUUCUUCUCUUAUAAGUUUAAAUUUCAAUGUUUUUAA